Messenger RNA from Oryzias melastigma (Indian medaka), 3302 nucleotides. Its product is annotated as terminal nucleotidyltransferase 4A. Lineage: Eukaryota; Metazoa; Chordata; Actinopteri; Beloniformes; Adrianichthyidae. Gene Ontology annotation, biological process: RNA 3'-end processing. Gene Ontology annotation, cellular component: TRAMP complex; nucleolus. The record is from RefSeq and is a predicted model, not a curated record. Gene Ontology annotation, molecular function: mRNA binding; poly(A) RNA polymerase activity.
UGAAGAAAUAUUGGACUUUUUUCACUUCAUGUCUCCAAAACCCGAAGAAGAGGCCAUGAGGAGGGACGUAGUGAACAAAAUCGAGGGAGUUAUCAAGGAUUUGUGGCCUACAGCGCGGUGACAUUGACCUGGUAGUGUUUGGAAAGUGGGAGCAUCCCCCACUGCAGGAACUCGAACAAGCGCUGAAAAAGUGUAACGUUGCCGGCCCCUUUCCCGUCAAAGUUCUCGACAAAGCCUCGGUGCCAAUCAUCAAGCUUACUGACCAAGAAUCCAAGGUGAAAGUAGACAUCAGCUUUAAUGUGGAGACUGCAGUCAAAGCAGCACAGUUCAUCAAAAGUUACCUUAAGAAGUACUCCGUUCUUCCCCCGCUUAUCUUCGUUCUGAAGCAGUUUCUGCUGCAGAGAGAUCUAAAUGAAGUAUUCACUGGAGGCAUCAGCUCCUACAGUCUCAUAUUAAUGGCCAUCAGCUUCCUACAGUUACAUCCUCGCAUCGACACUCGGAGGACCAACAUUAACUUGGGCAUCCUGCUAAUCGAGUUCUUCGAACUCUAUGGGCACGACUUUAACUACAUGAAGACCGGCAUUCGGGUGAAGAAUGGAGGAGCUUACCUGUCCAAGGAAGAGAUGCUUAAAACCAUGGGGAAUGGAAACAGACCUUCCAUGCUUUGCAUAGAAGACCCAGUCCAACCAGGAAAUGACGUGUGUAGGAAUUCGUAUGGAGUUCUGCAGGUGAAGCAGGUCUUUGACUUUGCUUACAUGGCCCUGAGUCAUGGAGUUUCACCUCUGACGCGCGGCUACCCCAUCAAAGAAUAUGACAGUAUUUUAGGGCGAAUAAUCAAAAUCAGCCCAGAGGUGCUGGCCUACAGGGAAUGGACAAUUAAAAAGUGGGGGGGCAAGCACUACGGAAAACUGGACAACCAUGACUUAGAAGACUGUGAACAGGGCCUUGUCAGGCUCAUGCUGGCUGAGGAUCAAAGAGACACUUCCUCCCCUCUCAGUGCAGACUCCCUCUCACCUUCUCCAGUCUUUCUGCCCAGCCCUCAACACCCUUCUUCUUCAUCCUCUGCAUGCUCACCCUCCUCUUCCCCCUCUGGAAGUGACAUGGAGUCUGAUUCUCCACAAAGUAGCAUCACUGCUACUCAUCUCCAUCCAGUCAUUCUGGGUUCUGUCCAUUCCACCAUUCAGAUGUCUGCAGAGCAGAGGACCCCCCAUUCUGCAGAGUUUAUCCACAGCCCACAUCAGAUGUCUUUUCCAGAAUGUGUUGCCAUUCCCUCGUUUUCCGAUUGUCAGUUCUACCAUGAGAAUCCUCCCUCCAUUGGUGGUGUUCACCGACGCACAGCUCUGAUCUCCCAGCACAUGAACUCUACAAGUCCUUUUCUCAGCCCCCUUCACCAUCCUCAGGUAGGGGAGCAGCACAACUGCGCCUAUGCCACCAGAUCCAAUUCUCAAGGUUCAAACGAGCCACCGAAAUCCGGGUUGAAGCACAAUCAUCAAGUCAGCAGCCUCCAGGGCCAAAGUUUUCUUCAAAACAACUUCAGUCCGCAGCGCAAGUUUGCAUCCCAGAGUCAAAGUGUAGCUUCAGGCUUCAGAAGCCAGCACAACCGCAGCACCUGGCGGCGCAGAAAAAGGGACAGCCUUCCUGCUCUCAACCAGAGCGGAUGACAGGACUCGUCAUGUGGUCAGGCACAACCCAUUGAUUUCUUCUUCUUUGAAUAGCAUUUUAAUCGUGCAAAAAAAUGUACAAUCGGUUCAAGUUUUGCUUGCAGAGCUUUUGAAGGUCUUAAAUGGAGUUGGCAGCCUUUUCACCAGAGUCGUACUUGCACCAGCAGAGCCUUGUACACUGACGUGAACCUGGGCAUUCCUCACACACGCUGGUUGGUUGCAGACCUGUGAAGUAUCGAGAGUCCAUAAAACUUGAACAUCUCAAGUAUCGUGCCAUAUUACUGUAGUGGUUAAUCAAGCCUGGCAUGUCUUGAAGUUCCAAGUCGUACCGAGUCUUUAUUAAAAUUUAGGCUCCAUUUACUUUUUUUUUUAAAUGCAAUUCUCUAUUGGCUCCAAGCUCUGUCUACAAUUAAACUGUAGACCGAUGUGAAGCACUACCCCCCUUUUUAUCUAUGCAGCCCUAUGCUGACUGUUUUUGAUCUGACGGCACAGAAAACAUCUCUAGGGCCCUAACUGUGACAAGUGGUUGGAAUGUACCACGUGUGUGUGCAUGUUAACUUAUUUUAUUGUUUUGUGUGUAUGUGUAUUUUUGGUCCCACCUCCCCCUUUUUUCUGCAACUUUUUUACUUUUUCUGUUUUUUUUUUUUGCCCACUUUUUAAUUUUGUACUUCAAACAUUGCCACUUUAACACAUUUGUUGCCUUUUGGUUCGUGCAAUAAUAAUUUAUUGUAUUUACAUUUUAUUUUAAGUAUUUGGGCUCUGUCUGUAACUUUUACAUUUUCUUUAUACCACAUUAUUUUUUGUGCAAUUGAUGGAUUCAGUUAAUGUAUCCAAACAGACUGACAUUGGACCUCUGUCUUUAUGUCAACACUUUAGUCGAGCAUUAUUUAUGGUUUUAUUUUCUUCCUGUCGAGCACUUGAAUUGUAAUUUAAUUUUCAGAUGAAAACAAACAUUUCUACCCUUUUUUAUGCUAUGUUCAUUUUUUUCCCCCCAAACUCUGUAUCUAUUUGGUUUAGACUUUACUGUGCCGUAUUUCGUCUUGAGGAACCCUGUCAAGGAAAUGUACAUUUAGAUGUUUGUGACACAGCUUAUUACAGAAAUGGUGCUACCUCUUACCAGCAAGUGUUUCCUUUCUGCCUUAUGUUUUCUAUUAUGCUACAGGAACAUGCCUUCUAAUCUGAAAAGUGAUUUUUAUUUUUUUUCCUAGUAAUUGCAUAGGUACAUAGGUAGGGCUUUUUGACAUUUUUUUCAGUGACUGUUGCUUAAUCAGCAGAAAUUAUUUAUCAAGUCAUAGGUAUCAUGUAAUUUUUUUAUUUUUUUUUUUAUUUUUAUUUUUUUAAUUAACAUCUCUAAUUCUAAGGUGGUCAUUAAAGGUCCUGUUUUUUUCCUGAAUUGGUAUUUAUGACAAAACAAUUUACACAGUAUCUUAUAAAGAGGCUUGAGUUUGGCAGACCCAAAACAACUUAGGAAGUUGUGCUUUAGAAUCCUGUUUGAGUCGUGCUCCAAACUCUACAUACUGUUGACAUCAUACACACUUUUGCUCAUAUGUGUAAUUGAGCAACAUUGGAAUGUACAUGUCCUUUUUAAGCAAGCUUUUUUUUUCCAUUUUUUUUUUUUUAAUAAAAAUUUUAAAACCUUCA